AUGGGCCAGGCGGCCAGCGACGGCGGCGCCGGGCCCGAGUUGGAUAUCACGCUCGACGCCGUCACCGACGACGACCUCGUCAAGGAUCUCUCGCAGAUCGUCGAGACGCAGGAGGCGACGAAGCAACAGCUGCUCAAUCAAAUCGCGUCGUGCCAGCGCCAGCUUGAGCGGCUCCAGGCCGUCUCAGACGCCGGCACCUUGCUCUUGGAAUAUCUGGGCGUGCACAUCCGCACGUCGGAUCGGCGCGUGCGGCAUUUGGGGGAAUCGUUGGUCCGAGGCGACGCGAGCCUCACUCUGAAGGACUUGUUGGGUGUGGAUCCUAAUGGCGACCAGGCCACCUUUACGAGGGAGGAGAAAGCAAGGUUUAGGCAUAUAAAUGGCGGGAGCGAAGGUCUAGCUGUUCGAUCGGUAGCUGCGGCCUCGACAACGUGCAAAGGCGCGCGAACCGCGUUCGGACCCGGCCUGUCGGCCUGGGGCGUCGCCCGGCUCUAUGGUUCCACAUUGAUGUUCGAGAAGGCCCUGGGCAACCCCUCGAUCCACAAAGGACCUCAUUUAUUUUUUGCAAGAGCGUCACUCGCAAGCAAAGACCCCGCACUGCGACGGGCCGCCCAGUGUUUAGUACCGCGCCUAGCCAAGGCGGCAACCGCGGUCUUCGGCGAGGCCUGCACCUGUUGUAGAGCGAACGCCGCGGCUUUCCUCUGGGCGCUCUUCAAGGCGACGCUGCGGACGGACACCGACACAGAAAUAGCUUCUAGAGCCCACGCCGCCGCCGGCGAGGCCACGGCGUCCCUAGGUGCGUUACUGAGUCAAACAGAAGACGACGCGCCCUGGAGUCGGCUCUGGGCGGACUUUGCUGAGGCUUUAUUACCGACGGACCCGGGCCGGACCUGCACCUUCCGGCUGGCGUCCGAGUACGGGCGCCCCGGGGGCGUCUGGUGCGCCGAGGCCUUGGCCGGUCUGUCGGGGGCUGUCGUGAGGGCCGCGGUCACUGGUGGUUUACAGGGUCCGACCGGGAAGGGCCUCGAGAGUUUACUACUGUUCCUGUCGAAGGCGUUGUUGUUGGACGCCGAGGACCCCGGCGAGUCGUCGGACGACGAGGACGAGCCGCUGACGCGGACACGGGGCUUCGGGCCCGUGAAAGCAAGGUCGGCGCGCGCGGGCGCCGCCGUCGCGCUGCGCGUGCUCUUCGAAGGUGCGAACUUCACGGGCGUCGCGGAGGCUCGGAGGGCCGGCGCGCCGCGAGCUCUGGCCCUGAGCAUAGGCCUCGCAGCGAAAGACGGCAAGCACGCCGCCGCGCAAGCGGCAAUAACCGCGGCCGGCCGCGCGUUGCAGGCCUUUGCGUCUCUGAACGUCGACGCGGCGGGACGGGCCGCCGCGGAAAUCGCUAGAGCGUCCUUACCAGAUGUCGACGCCGCAACAGCGAAAUGCUUCGCGAGCGUCACGGAACGAGCGAUUGCGGACGACGGCGUCGUGCCCAAGCCCGCGCGCAUCCUGGCCAACCUCGUGACGCUGGCGUCGCCCAAGAAUGUGGAUGCGUUGGGACGGCGCUUCGUCGACACGCUAGGUGAUGCGGCAGAGGCCUUGCACGACCAAAACAAGCGCGUCAACCACUUCGCCAGAGCCGUAGCACAUUCGGGACUGUUUCCGGCUCUACAGUUACUCACGACGCACGAUGCUGUUUCGUGGUCCGUUUUCGUGGAUGCUUUAGCUCAAAUGCUUUCAUUUGUGCAGUUCACUUUGCCAGACGUCGACCGCAACGACCUGAACAGUACGUCGUAUUUGCUAGAUGUCACGGCGUUUUUGGAACGGUCUUCGUCCGAUGAACGUCGUUGUAGCACGCUCAUCGCUGGUAUUGCAGCGUUGGCCGAGGUGUAUCCCCCUCCUCAGGAGGGGCCGCUGGAGCUCUGGCACGCCUGGUCCUUGCUCUGCAACGCUUCUCUCGUCAAGGCCUCGUCGUCUACUGCUUCGAGGUUUACCGUCUACAGUUCGAUUGACGUGUUGUUAAGAUUGUCGUGGCGGGCCUGUGUGGGACCACCCUUGCUCCAAGUCCCUCGCAUCGACCCGCGCAAGUCCCCCAUGCUCAUCCAGCUCCUGAAAAGCCGGGACCCCUUCGAAGUACCGAAAGACUGGCUCGACUGGGCCGCUGUCUGUGCUCAGAUCGACGGCGAAACAACAAAGCCGUACCCCGUCGAAGUAAGGGAUGUGGUCAGCAUCAUCUGCUACGCGCAAUUACGGUCCUGGCCGGAGGAGCGGCCGCCCUGCCCAGACCACGAUCCGCUCCCUUGUACCUAUGAAGGCGCCAAAGGAUGGCUCCGGAACCUGGCCGAACCGAAAAGUGUGGACGCGUUGUAUGCCCUACUCAGGGAACAGCGGCCGGCGUCCGCCGAGUGCGCCUACCGCAUCCUCGAAGCCCUGGCGACGAACGACGACGAGGACGAACCCCUGUCGCACGCGGUCGGGCGCGUCGUCUACGCGCGCGAGCUGCGCAAGCUCGGCAAGGUCGCGGCCUGCGACGUGACUUUUGAUGGGAUGCUGCGCGCGGCGUUGGAGUCGGGCCUGCCCGUCUGCGUCCUCGAGAAGGUGCGCGGCGCGUGGGACGAAGCCCGCGACGUCCGCGAGCGCGUCGCGUCGCGGCGCGGCGGCGUUUCUACGGUCAUUGUGGAUGCGAAGCGCGCCGAGGACGCGGCGCGCGCCGAGGCCGAGCUUUUGAGCUUGUUGGACGACGAGGAGGCCAAGGCCACCCGGGCAUCGAAGAAAAAACAGAAGCGCAAGAAGAAGAAGGCCGCGGCGGCGCCGGUGGUUGUCGAGGCGCCGGCCGUCGUCGCCGACGACGAGCCGGACAGCGACUCGGACGGCGAGGCGAACCUGCUGCGGCUCGCGCGCCACGCGCCGGAGCCGGCGCCCGCCGAGGCGCCGGCGCCCGCGCCGGCCGCGCGGCGCCGGCGCAAGGGCAAGAAGGCCGCGCCGGUCGUCGUCGAGCUCCCACCGGCUCCGCCGGCGCCGGCGCGGCCGGUGCCGGCGGUGGUCAAGGCGCCGGCCGCGGUCGUCAAACCACCGGCCGCUGUAAAAGCGCCAGCCUCUGUCAAGGCCGCCGUGAAUGCUCCGCCGCGCCGCCCGCCGGUCGCGCCGGCCGCGCCGUCGCUGUCGCUGGGCGGGCUCGCGGCGCCCUGCGAGGCGCCAGCGCGGUCGCCGGCGGUCGCCGCCAUCGGACCGUCGCCGCACGCAAUCGGCCCCGCGGCGCCGACGGCGGCGGCACCGACGCGCGCGGCCGACGCCUCGCCGUUUGGCUACAGUAUGGGCGGCGACCCGGCGCCCGCGCAACUCGCCGCGGAGGCGUCGCCCUUUGGCUCGUCGCUGUUUAGCAUGCCGGCCGCACCGGCGCCGUCGAGGCAGCCGUCGAGGCAGCCGAGAGCGGACGAGUGUCCAGUUUGUUUCGGGACGACUCGGGAAUGCGCGCUCGUGCCGUGCGGCCACCUCCUGUGCGACACCUGCGCGGUUGUGUACGACGACGGCGGCCGGCCCUGUCCCGUCUGCCGGACGCCGGUGGAGCGGGUCAUGAAGGUCUACUUCUAGUAAUACUAUAUUUGUCUAUUGAA
This is a messenger RNA of Pelagomonas calceolata, 3596 nucleotides long. The record is from the annotation of a GenBank genome assembly. Lineage: Eukaryota; Pelagophyceae; Pelagomonadales; Pelagomonadaceae.